Helianthus annuus (common sunflower) is the source of this 3440-nucleotide messenger RNA. RefSeq names its product auxin response factor 6. Lineage: Eukaryota; Viridiplantae; Streptophyta; Magnoliopsida; Asterales; Asteraceae. Gene Ontology annotation, molecular function: protein binding; DNA binding. Gene Ontology annotation, cellular component: nucleus. Bases 708 to 3230 code for a protein of 840 amino acids. The record is from RefSeq and is a predicted model, not a curated record. Gene Ontology annotation, biological process: response to hormone; regulation of DNA-templated transcription. The transcript is spliced from 13 exons.
GUAGCAAGAAGCCAGUAAAGCAGCAGCAAAGGAGCUGAAAGCCAUUUCCAUUACUAGAAAACUGUUGAACAACCAACCCUAAAGGUUCAACCUUUGAUCUCAUUUAAUCUUUACCACAAAAACCCACAAACAGAUAUGAUAUCAAGAUGCUUCUAUCUGCAAAUCUUGGUGUUCCAUUGAAGAAGCCCAUUGUUAUUCAAGUGUUUUAGGCUUAAAGUUGCUUGCUUUUUGUGAAUCUUGGUGAAAGAGAUCUAGGUUUUGUAAAGGGCUUCUGUUUGUGUAAGUUUCAAGAUUAGGGUUUUGUUUUUCUGGGGUUAAGAACUUAAGAUCUGAAGUGGUUCUUGAAGCUAAAUGAGGUUCUUGGUGUGAUUCUUGGAUAAAUUUGGUGGUGGGUUUGGUAGGAAAAAAAGAAGAGAACAAGACUGUUGUUAGAUGAAGCUGUUUGUAGUUAAUUUUUGGGGGUUUGGGGUUAGGAAUAUCAAGAUCGAAUGAAGUGGAAAUCAUUUUUGUUUUGUAGUACCACUGGUUUCGGUUGAAAAUCUAGUGGAAUAGUGGGGUUUCUUUUGUUGAAAAAGAAGCAAGAAUCAUUAAUCUUGAAAGGAACAGUGGUCCCUUUUCAUAGGGUGGUGCAUAGUUUAAGGAUUUGGGUGGUUAGUUGUUGAGAUUCUUGAUUGUUUUUACAAGUUUUGUUGUUUUAAGCUGUGGAAAUGAAGCUCUCUGCAGUCGGUUUCGGUCAGCAGUUGCCCGAAGGGGAAAAGAGAUGUUUGAAUUCUGAACUUUGGCAUGCUUGCGCGGGCCCUCUUGUUUCUCUUCCGACGGUUGGAAGUCGUGUGGUUUACUUCCCACAGGGUCACAGUGAGCAGGUUGCUGCAUCAACAAACAAAGAAGUCGAUGCUCAUACUCCCAAUUACCCGAGCUUACCUCCUCAACUCAUCUGUCAACUUCACAAUGUCACCAUGCAUGCAGAUGCGGAAACCGAUGAGGUUUACGCUCAGAUGACAUUGCAACCACUGAGUUCUGACGAGCAAAAAGAAGCAUUUCUUCCAGCGGAUUUGGGUGCUCCGAACAAACAACCCACCAACUAUUUUUGUAAAACGUUGACUGCAAGUGACACUAGCACUCACGGUGGAUUUUCGGUUCCUCGUCGCGCAGCUGAGAAAGUGUUUCCUCCACUUGACUUCUCACAGCAACCUCCGGCUCAAGAACUGAUCGCGCGAGACUUACAUGAUAAUGAAUGGAAGUUUAGACACAUAUUUCGCGGACAGCCAAAAAGACAUCUUCUCACAACUGGUUGGAGUGUUUUUGUAAGCGCAAAAAGACUAGUUGCAGGUGAUUCAGUCUUAUUCAUAUGGAAUGAGAAAAAUCAGUUGCUGUUAGGAAUCCGACGUGCAAAUCGACCUCAAACUGUUAUGCCAUCUUCCGUUUUAUCUAGCGACAGCAUGCAUCUCGGGCUUCUUGCUGCAGCUGCACAUGCUGCAGCCACUAAUAGCCGUUUCACCAUUUUUUAUAAUCCAAGGGCAAGUCCAUCGGAAUUUGUCAUACCUCUUGCUAAGUAUAUUAAAGCCGUGUAUCAUACACGUGUUUCUGUUGGCAUGCGUUUUCGAAUGUUGUUCGAAACUGAAGAAUCAAGUGUCCGUCGCUAUAUGGGCACUAUCACUGGCAUUAGCGACCUGGACCCAGCUCGCUGGCCCAACUCACACUGGCGGUCCGUUAAGGUUGGGUGGGAUGAGUCAACAGCUGGAGAAAGACAACCAAGGGUUUCACUAUGGGAGAUUGAACCACUAACCACAUUCCCUAUGUACCCUUCGCAAUUUCCCCUCAGACUCAAGCGACCAUGGCCAUCCGGGCUUCCGUCUUUUAACGGGAUUAAAGAAGAGGAUUUGGGAAUGAACUUGCCGAUGAUGUGGCUCCGAGGGGACCCGUGUGACCGUGGGAUCCAAUCGCUAAACUUUCAGGGACUAGGUGGUUCACCGUGGUUGCAACCGCGGCUCGAUGCGGGCAUGCUCGGUAUGCAAACCGAUAUAUACCAAGCUAUGGCUGCAGCCGCAUUGCAAGAGAUGAGGACUAUGGAUUCUUUGAAACAGUCAAACCCGUCACUUCUACAAUUUCAACAACGCCAAACGGUUCCAACCGUUUCGGGGCCGGUUGGGCUGGUCCCGGCUCAGAUGGUGCACCAAUCUCAGUCUCAACCUACUUUCGUUCCUGAAAACGUACCCGCUUUACUUCAAGAGUCUCAUCUUCUUUCACAUCAGCUGAAGCAUGAGAACCCGUUCGAUAACCAACAACAAACUUUACCCCCGAUGAUCUCGUCAAUCCAAAAUCAGAACUUUUCCGAUUCGAACGGAAAUCACGCGAGUCUUUUAGGCUCGUUUUCUCAUGAGGAAACUUCACAUCUUCUUAACAUGCCUCGGUCCACCUCUAUGUUAACUUCCACUGGCUGGCCCGCAAAACGGGUUGCGGUUGACCCGCUUCUCCUGAGUGGUUCGUCACAAUCUCUUCUUCACCAAGUCGAACAACUGGGCCCUACGCCGCACACAAACCUUUCUCAGAACACUAAUCUUUCACAAAACACGGUUUCGUUACCACCUUUCCCAGGACCGAACAAUGAUCCUCAAAGUAAUCUUUUAUUUGGAGUUAACAUAGAUAACUCGAAUCUUUUUAUGCAAGGUGGUGACGGUGGUUCAUUGACUAUGCCGAUGACUUCUUCCACUUAUAACGGUAAUACAGGAAACUGGUUCUCAGUCAAUCCGACAAUUACAUCUUCAAGUUGUCUUACUGAGUCAGGUUUCCUGCAGUCUCCUGAAAGUGCAGGUCAAACAAACCCACCGACCCGCGCGCUUGUUAAGGUUUAUAAGUCAGGAUGUUCUGGGUUGUCACUCGAUAUAGGUAAACUCAGUAGCUAUCAUGAGCUGAGAAGUGAAGUUGGUCAAAUGUUUGGUCUUGAAGGCCAACUGGAGGACCCGUUGAGAUCAGGCUGGCAGCUUAUAUAUGUAGACCGGGAGAACGUUCUUCGUCUCCUUGGUGACGACCCUUGGCCGGAGUUUGUAAGCAGGGUAUGGUGCAUUAAAAUAGUGUCGCCGCAAGAGGUGCAGCAAAUGGGGAAACAAGGGGUCAAGGUUCUUGACCCGGUUCAGAUACAGAAACCCUCAGACAGCAACUAUACUCCGAGCCAGCAAGAGUCUAUGAACUUGAGCAAUGGGGUCACAUCAGUGGGUUCGCUUGAGUACUGAACCGACUUCAUGCUAGGAUUUACGGUUAUAUGUAACGUUACUUAGCGGCACUUCAGGUGAUUUGGUUUAUUAAGAGCUUUAGGUACUUUAUAUGAACCCGAAUAUGUAAUUAAUAUGACCACGUUACUUAUGUCUUCGGAGUAUACAUGAUGAGACUUGAUGCUAUGUAUUAUAUAUUUCUCUAGGAAUUAUUUGGUGUACUUAAUUGGA